This is a messenger RNA of Pseudozyma flocculosa PF-1, 1260 nucleotides long. RefSeq lists its product as uncharacterized. Gene Ontology annotation, molecular function: 1-acylglycerol-3-phosphate O-acyltransferase activity. Bases 1 to 1260 code for a protein of 419 amino acids. The transcript has a single exon. NCBI's taxonomy places the organism in Eukaryota, Fungi, Basidiomycota, Ustilaginomycetes, Ustilaginales, Ustilaginaceae. Gene Ontology annotation, biological process: phosphatidic acid biosynthetic process. Gene Ontology annotation, cellular component: endoplasmic reticulum; membrane. The record is from RefSeq and is a predicted model, not a curated record.
AUGGCGGUCCUCUCGAAAUCUCUGGCGACGGUGACGGGCGCCUCGCUGCUGCUGCUCGCGCUCGCCUCGCCGCGCUCGCAGCGCGCCCGCCUGUACCUCAAUGCGCUCCUCUACGUCGGCGGCCUGGGCGUCUGCUCAGUGUGGGGCGUCCUCGUGUCGAUUGUCCUCUCGCUCGUGCCCGGCCAGCGCCUCAACAUCAACAAGGUCGUCGCCCGCUCCUUUUACUACCUCACCGGCACCCUCACCGGCAUCCGCUUCGAGGUCGAGGGCGAGGAGCACUUUAGCAACAAGUCGCCCGCCGUCCUCGUCGGCAACCACCAGACGGGCAUCGACAUCCUCUACCUCGGCCGCAUCUUCCCCGGCUUCGCCAGCAUCAUGGCAAAGCAGGAGCUCAAGUUUGCCCCUUUGCUCGGCCAGUACAUGCUCCUCAGCGGCGCCGUCUUUAUCAACCGCAAGAACCGACACGACUCCAUCAAGGCCUUUGCCCAGGUCGGCGCCGACAUGAAGCGCAAGAACCUCAGCCUCUGGGUGUUUCCCGAGGGUACGCGCUCCAACCUCCCCUUUCCGGACCUGCUCCCCUUUAAAAAGGGCGCCUUCCACCUCGCCGUCCAGUCGGGCGUGCCCAUCAUCCCCGUCGUCUGCGAGCACUACCACCGCCUCUUUGACGGCAAGACGCGCUUCGAGUCGGGCACCAUCAAGAUCAAGGUGCUGCCCCCCAUCGCCACGUCGCACCUCACCGCCGACGACGUCACCGACCUCACCAACUCGGUGCGCCAAAAGAUGCUCGACGAGCUCAAGGCCAUGGACGCGCAGCGGCAGCAGCACGACGUCGCCGCCACCAUUGCCGGCGCCGAUGCUGCGCAGCAGCAGAUGCCCGCACCGCGCCUUGGCGGCAUCGCCGGCCUGAUGGCCAAGCUCGUCGGCACCGGCAGCCCGCAGAGGAAGACCGAGAAGCUGCAGAACAAGCUGGAAAAGCAGGAGCAGCAGCUCCGGAAGCCGGGCACGUCUGGCACAAAGGCCGACGACUACGGCCUCGUCACAGAGGCCCAAAAGCAAAAGCAGCAGCAGGGCGCCGACGCCUCGACCGCCGCCACCGCAUCGGCGGUCCGAAGCGACGAGGCCGACGAGAUCCGCCGGCGAAAUGCCGCUGCCACUGGCGGCGGCGGCAGCAGCACCGAGGGGAACGGCAGCGGGAGCAGCGUCGGCGAGACCGACGAUGACGGGAACGUCGUGAUCAGCAGGCCUACUUCGAUCAGCUGA